Messenger RNA from Gongylonema pulchrum, 453 nucleotides. The record is from the annotation of a GenBank genome assembly. Lineage: Eukaryota; Metazoa; Nematoda; Chromadorea; Rhabditida; Gongylonematidae.
AUGUCGCAACAUGUACGUCGCUAUGGCAAAUAUAUAAGCGAGAAAAUUUACACAUACAGGCUAUGUGCUUUUGAUUUUUGCAAAGUGAAACGAGGGCGUGAGGAUGGCCUUCUGCGAACAAUGAAUACGGACAAGGUGGUUGCUGUAUAUGCAUUGGAAAACUACAUCCAAAAUGACGGGGAUUUAUUACUGAAAACGUUGCCGAUUUUGCAAAAUCAAAUUGACGCUCUUCUCGAAUUUCAAGUGACAUCGGCUGAAUUGAAUAACGGCGUGAUCAAUUGCUCUUUCAUCCUUCUGUUUCGCGAUCUCAUUCGUCUGUUUGCUUGUUACAACGACGGUAUCAUCAAUUUGCUGGAGAAAUAUUUCGAUAUGCACAAAAAGCAGUGUCGCGAGGCUCUCGACGCAUACAAAUCAUUCCUCGUUUGUUUUAUUAUUUCGCGUAAAUUCCCAUAA